Molecule: messenger RNA, 3263 nt
Organism: Oncorhynchus nerka (sockeye salmon)
Lineage: Eukaryota; Metazoa; Chordata; Actinopteri; Salmoniformes; Salmonidae
Product: acyl-coenzyme A thioesterase 1-like
Exons: 11
Coding region: 278-1585 (435 amino acids)
Biological process (GO): acyl-CoA metabolic process; fatty acid metabolic process
Molecular function (GO): fatty acyl-CoA hydrolase activity
Source: RefSeq, a predicted model, not a curated record
ACUGAGCAAGUUGUUAAAGUAGCUGUUUGGACCGGACAGAAUACCACUGUAUACCCCUGUAUAUAGCCUCGUUAUUGUUAUUCUUGUGUUACUUUUUAUUAUUUAUUUUAGUGUACUUGGAAAAUAUUUUCUUCUUCUUGAACUGCACUGUUGGUGAAGGGCUUGCACUCUAUUGAUGUCUUUAACCAUUGCUCACGGGUCGGAUGAGCAGUGACGGUUCACAACUUCAAUAUAAAGGAGACCUACUAAGGUUGUCACAGUUUUUUGUGAAGAAGUCAUGUGUCAGAUGGGUAUGAUUCCUGUGUUGACUGUAAAACCAUGGAGAGCCCUCUUUGAUGAGAAGUUCCAUGUGGUUGUGGGGAACUUACCACCGACACAGGAGGUCACACUACAUUCUUUACAUCAGUCUGAAGACACAGACUACUGGGAGGCGUUUGGGCACUAUGUCAGUGAUGCUCAGGGAAGGGUCACAGUCUUCAAGGAUCCAAGUUUAGGGGGGACAUAUGAGGGUGUUGAGCCCAUGGGUCUGAUGUGGAGCAUGAGACCAAUACCUGGCAGUAGACCGGAACUCAGGUUGAGGAAGAAGGAGGUCCACACUCCCAUGGUGGUUCACAUCUCUGUGUACAGGGGACACAUGAGUCAGGGUUUCAGGGAGCAGGUGGCCCUGGCGAGUGUCGUCACAGAGCGCUGGUACAUGGCCCCCGGAGUCCGCAGGGUCGACAUCACAGAGGGAGGGGUCACAGGUACCCUGUUCCUGCCACCAGGUCCCGGACCCUUCCCUGGAGUUUUAGACAUGUGGGGAGGUAGUGGCGGCCUAGUGGAAUAUAGAGCUGCUCUCUUGGCAUCCCAUGGCUUUGCUGCCAUGGCGCUACUUUACGUCUUCCCAGACCAAAAUAAAAAUGCUACCAUUGGCUACCCUUACUUUGAGGCUGCAUUCAGACUACUGCAGGAUCACCCUCUAGUGGCCGCUGACAGAAUUGCUCUGCUUGGCCUUUCCCUUGGUGUUACAGUGGUUCUAUCCAUCACUGCUUACUCAGAAGCUGUCAAGCCUAGAUGUUGUGUGUGCAUCAGUGGCAGCCAUGCGUGUCGAAUUGGAGCCACCCAGUCCGUUGAGGAAACAUCUCAGGGUAUACACAAAAAAUAUGCAAAGGCCCGUACUGAUGAGGAGAAUCGCAUCAUCUGGAGGGACGUUCUUUUACCUAUUCCAGAAGAUAUAGACCUGAAAGUGGAAAUGGGGAGGAUAACAUGUCCUCUGCUGCUGGUUGUUGGACAAGAUGAUCAGAAUUGGGCUGCUGUCGAAUCAGCUGAUGAUAUGAAGCAGAUGAUGGAGAGAGCAGGGAACAGUCACCUGCUGACCACUCUGUCCUACCCUGGAGCUGGUCACCUGAUUGAACCUCCGUAUGGUCCCCACUGCAGGUCGUGCACCUUUGUGUUGCAGCCAGGCCAACAGAGAGUGGUCAUGCUGUUUGGAGGCCUCAACAAACCUCACGCCGUUGCACAGGAAGACUCAUGGGAAAAGAUUCUAGGUUUUCUGCAAGAGCAUCUCUGUCACAGUGUCAAACCCCAUGUGCAGUCCAGAUUGUGAGCAUUGUCUUACGUCAGAUGGUAUCACUCCUAUGCAAAGCUCGUCCCUCAACCGAUCAGUGCAGGCGGAAUCAUUGCUCUAUCUGACAUAAGAAAAUGGACUGUGAGGUAAUUAACAAUGGACACCAUGCAGAUCAGACAAGGAAAUAAAUAACUUUUCUUGCCCAGAUGCCUCAUGAUUUCACCAAACUGUAUCAAUGGCCUCACUGUAUGAUGUAACUUCUGAUAUGAAUGCAAUUUGUUUAAGUACGGAUUAUUUGGUAUGUAUUUUUCAUUUGAACCAUAUGGUUUGAUUAAAAUGGGUUUGGUAUUUGGUAUUUUAUUAGGGUCCCCAUUAGCUGUUGCAAAAGCAGCAGCUACUCUUCCUGGGGUCCACAGAAAACAUGAAACAUAAUAUAGAAUGACAUAAUACAGAACAUCAAUAAACAAGAACAGCUCAAGGACAGAACAAAAAAAUUAAUAAUUCAAAGGCAUGGGCAAAGGCACGUAUGUAACAAAGGAAAGUAUGUAACAGUAUAACUUUAGACCGUCCCCUCGCCCAUACCCGGGCGCGAACCAGGGACCCUCUGCACACAUCAACAACAGUCACCCUCGAAGCAUCGUUACCCAUCGCUCCACAAAAGCCGAGGCCCUUGCAGAGCAAGGGGAACUACUACUUCAAGGUCUCAGAGCAAGUGACGUCACUGAUUGAAACGCUAUUUAGCGUGCAUCGCUAACUAAGCUAGCCGUUUCACAUCCGUUACACGUAGCCUACGUAUCAAUGCAUACACACAAACUACCUAGGUCAAAUAGGGGAGAAGUGUUGUGCCAUGAGGUGUUGCUUUAUCUGAUUUUUGAAACCAGGUUUGCUGUUUAUUUGAGCAAUAUGAGAUGGAAGGAAGUUCCAUGCAAUUAGGGCUCUAUUUGUUCUGGAUUUGACUGUGAUAAAUGAAAAAAAACCUUGUGAUACAGUGGGGCAAAAAAGUAUUUAGUCAGCCACCAAUUGUGCAAGUUCUCCCACUUAAAAAGAUGAGAGAGGCCUGUAAUUUUCAUCAUAGGUACACUUCAACUAUGACAGACAAAAUGAGAGAAAAAAAAUCCAGAAAAUCACAUUGUAGGAUUUUUUAUGAAUUUAUUUGCAAAUUAUGGUGGAAAAUAAAUAUUUGGUCACCUACAAACAAGCAAGAUUUCUGGCUCUCACAGACCUGUAACUUCUUCUUUAAGAGGCUCCUCUUAACCUGUAUUAAUGGCACCUGUUUGAACUUGUUAUCAAUAUAAAAGACACCUGUCCACAACCUCAAACAGUCACACUCCAAACUCCACUAUGGCCCUGACCUUAGCAUUCUUUGUUCUCUUUAUUAUUUUGGUUAGGUCAGGGUGUGACAUGGGUGAUAUGUGUAUUUUUGUCUCAUUCUAGGGUGUUUGUACUGUCUAGGGGUUUUGUAGAUUUAUGGGGUUGUUUCCAUCUAGGUGUUUAUGUAGGUCUAUGGUUGCCUAGAUUGGUUCUCAAUUAGAGGCAGGUGUUUAUCGUUGACUCUGAUUGGGAACCAUAUUUAGGCAGCCAUCUUCUUUGGGUAUUUUGUGGGUUAUUGUCUAUGUUAUGUUGCACAUUGUUUAUAUAGCGGUCAUGGUUGUCUUUAUCUUUUUGUUUAAGUGUUCUUAUUGUUCUUCAUUCAAUAAAGAAGAAUGUAUUCACACCA